Chaetura pelagica (chimney swift) is the source of this 2571-nucleotide messenger RNA. It is a transcript of the gene CHTF18, whose product is annotated as CTF18, chromosome transmission fidelity factor 18 homolog (S. cerevisiae). Gene Ontology annotation, molecular function: ATP binding; ATP hydrolysis activity. The record is from RefSeq and is a predicted model, not a curated record. The coding region runs from base 1 to 2571 and encodes 856 amino acids. Lineage: Eukaryota; Metazoa; Chordata; Aves; Apodiformes; Apodidae. The transcript has 20 exons.
AUGGCCGCCCCGAGGACGAAGCGGCAGCGCCUGGAAGCCGUUAAGAAGCUCAACUUCGGUGCAGACGACGAGCGGGCUCCUGAUGACUUCCAAGACGCUUGCCAAGAGGCGUCUUCUGCUCCUCAGGCUGCCAGGGCCGUGGUGUUCUCCAGCCCGGAGCCCCUGGAGCUGAGUGGCCUGGGGCCCCUGCAGACCACCCCCCACUCCCAGAAGCGGCGGGUCCUCAAGCGGCCGCCCAUCCUGGAGGAUUACAUCCAUGUGACAUCCACCCAGGGCACCCGGGUCUUCAUGGUGCUGAAGGACGACCCUUCCAGGACAGGAGUGGAACUCCCUGACUCCCUGGGCAGGACUGCACACAGGCCGCUGCACUUGCUGGGGGUGCCUUUCUCCUACCUGAAGGAACAAGUGGAUGAGGAGCGCCGGAGGCACGUUCUGAAGGCAUCAGAGCAGCUCACGGAGAUACUGAGCAGUUGCCUGGAGAGCGAGACCAGCACGGAGGGCCCAGAGCCCAGCGGGGCAGCGGCGCCAGCAGAGGAGGAGGAGGAGGAGGAGCUGGGGCUGCAUUGCCUCUGGGUGGACAAGUUCACCCCCCGGCGCUACAUGGAGCUGCUCAGUGAUGAUUACACAAACCGCUGCCUUCUGAAGUGGCUGAAGCUCUGGGACACGGUGGUGUUUGGGAAGGAGAAGGCUGUGAAGAAAGCCAAGGCUGAUGCUCAUCCUCCAUUUAACAAGCCCAAGGAACAGCAGAAUAAGUGGAAAACAAAGGUCCAGCUCAUGGAGGAUAUUUUGGAAGCUGAGCUGGACCAGUACAAGAGACCUAAAUACAAGGUAGCCCUGCUCUGUGGCCCUCCUGGCUUGGGGAAGACCACCCUAGCCCACGUCAUCGCGAAGCACGCGGGGUACAACGCUGUUGAGAUGAACGCCAGCGACGACCGCAGCCCCGAGGUGUUCAGGACUCGCAUCGAAGCUGCCACCCAGAUGAGGUCUGUGCUGGGUGCCAACGAGAAGCCCAACUGCCUGAUCAUCGACGAGAUCGACGGCGCGCCCGCGGCAUCUAUCAACGUGCUGCUGAACAUCAUCCACCGUAAGGAUGGGGAGGGCGAGGCAGGGGCUGGCACGGGCCGGCGGAGGCGGCGCGAGGGUGGCCUGCUGCUCAGGCCCAUCAUCUGCAUCUGCAACGACCAGUACGUCCCUGCCCUGCGGCCGCUGCGGCAACAGUCCUUCCUGCUCACCUUCCCCCGCACGGCGCCGUCCCGGCUGGCCCAGCGGCUCUGUGAGAUCGCCCUGCAGCAGGGCAUGCGGGCGGACAUGGGCGCGCUGCUGGCGCUGUGCGAGAAGACUGACAACGACAUCCGCUCCUGCAUCAACACCCUGCAGUUCCUGCAUGGCCGAGGCCAGAAGGAGCUGAACGUGCAGAUGGUGCAGACAAUGAGGAUUGGCUUGAAGGACCAAAACAAAGGGCUCUUCUCCAUCUGGCAAGAAAUCUUCCAGCUCCCAAAGGUCCAAAGGCACAGGAUAGGAAUGGACCCUACUUUGACAACCCAGCUCCUGGUGGGUGAUGAGGACCUGUUGCACCUUGGGGGGACAGCUGGCUUCAAGCAAUCCUCUCACCGCUUCCACCACGUCCUGCACCUGGCUGUCUCCUCAGGGGAGCAGGAGAAGCUGGCCCAGGGUCUGUAUGAGAAUUUCCUGAACAUGAAGGUGCGGGACUCCAGUUUGAGCUCGGUGUGCUCGGCCCUGGAGUGGCUGGGCUUCUCUGACCUGCUCAGCCAAGCUGUCCUGCACGGGCAGAGCUUCCAGCUGAUGCGGUACCUGCCCUUCCUGCCCGUGGCUUUCCACCUGCUCUUUGCAGCCGCCCACGUUCCCCGCCUCGCUUAUCCCAGCAGCCACCACGAUGCCCUGGCCAAGCUGCAGCACAUGCAGAACCUGGUGGUGUCCAUGGUGUCGGGGAUAGCGCCCAGUGCCCGCAGCCGCGCGGGGCAGCAGUCCCUUGUCCUGGAGGUGCUGUGCCUGCUGCUGGACAUCAUCGCCCCCAAGCUCCGGCCGGUGAACACCCAGCUCUACAGCCUGAAGGAGAAGCAGCAGCUGGCAGAGCUCAUCAGCACCAUGCUGGCCUACAACCUCACCUACCACCAGGAGCGCCUGCCCGAGGGCCAGUACAUCUACAGGCUUGACCCGAACGUGGAGGACGUGUGCCGGUUCCCGGACCUGCCCGCGCGCAGGCAGCUCAGCUACCAGACCAAGCAGCUCAUUGCCAGGGAGAUUGAGCUGGAGAAGAUGAGGAGGACAGAGGCUUUGCUGCAGGCACGGAACCUGGGCGAGCAGGAGCCCAGGAACAGCCUCAGUGAGAGGGAGAAGCAGGGGGACACGGGGCCAGCCAGGCCCCCCAGCCACCAGCAGCGCCUGGAGCACAUUGUCCAGAGGGCGACGGUGGAGGACAAGCCCUCAGAGGAAGGGUCAAUCGAGAGCCAGAUGGGAAAGGCCGUGGGGAAGAGCGACGUUUGGUUCCGCUUUAACGAGGGGGUUUCCAACGCAGUCAGGAGGAACAUCUACAUCAAGGACCUGCUCUAG